AACGCUGAGUACACCCUAUUGCCUUAUUUCUCUGAUUAUUAUGUUCAAAGCACCUGGUAUCUCGUAUUAUCGACUUAUAAUACAUGCCUUUCUUAUUGUAUUGAAUCCGCGAACGACUUUCCGUCGGCUACGCGGUGAUUUUUCGUUAUUCCUUAUGCAAGCUUUCCAUGGACCGCAAUACCGCAUCUUAUUGUGUGUACAGCACCGGCCAUGUGCCGCUCUUUCAUGUAUUUUUCUCCGUCAAAGCCUUCUUUAGCGUUGCCUUGCGCGACGCCACCGUCAAAUGGUUCGUUGCCAAGACGACCCUGCGUGCACUCACUUUUACCUCACCACCACGCCCGCCGACUCCAAAGGCUCUGGCCAGCAUGCUGUCUGGCUUUCUCAUUCUAAACUUCUUCGGAAUUUCUCGCUGAGCUCUUUCGUCCGCCCGACGCCUGUCGUUCACCCUCUCAAAUCUCUACUCGAGCCCCAACCUCCGCCAUGACGUCCAAUCCGCCUCCCCGACGCGUCUCCAUGGCAUAUAUCCUUGGCUUCAGCAACAAGCCCUUCAAGGAGCCUAAGCCGCCGCCGCCGCCGCCAAAGCCCCCGAAACCGAGCGAAUGCGUCCGGAUGAUGACCACGCCCGGCGCCGUCAUUGAAUGGGCGGCUAGCGAUGGUCGCAGAGGCGCACUUACCGGCGAUGGCAAGCGUCGUCUUACUGCAGGCAAUCUAGCGAAGGUUCCAUCAAAGCCCAUGUCAGUCAAGGAAGCUGCUGCGAAGCCGGAGUCGAAGAAAGCUGAGUCAAAGAAGGCGACCUCAUACAAGGCCGCUUCGAAGAAAGGCGACGCGGAGGACAACCUGGCCGGCCUUGGCGACUUACUGGGUGGGUUCGAUGCAGGAGGGGGCGAUACCGGGGGUGGGGAUGGGGCAGCGGAAGCAAACAACGCACAUGGCUUCACGAAGGAGCAGGACGAAAAGCUUCUGGAGUUGAAGAGCGCUAAUGCGAACCUAUCGUGGGCCAAGAUUGGAGAAGAGAUCGGCAAAGAUGCCGGUGCAUGCAAACAGCGCUUCGGCGCUGUCAAGCCGAAAGACUGGAAGCCAGCCAAUGCCCAGGGCAAGAACAAAGGGGGCGGCGGCGAAGGGAAAAAGAGCAAGGGCAGGAACCAUACCCAGGAGAAUAAGCAGGAAGGGAAGAAAGAGGCGGCAUCUGGUGGCGGCGAUGCCGCAAACCCCUGGGGUAAUGACAAUAACAACGGUGGCGCCGAUGCGUCUGGUGCAUGGGGAACUGGGGACGCUGCUUGGGGUGCCGGCGACGGCAACGCCGGUGGUGAUGGGAACAAUGAUAAUCUAUUCGGGGACGCCUUCGGGGGCAAUGCUGGGGGCAACAACGACGCCGGCGAUUCCGGCGAAAACAAGAGCAAUUCCGGUGACAACGGCGGAGGCUGGGAUGCCGGUGGAGGCGACUGGACGGCUGGCAACAACGAUGCUACAGGAGGCGGCAAGGACAAUGCAUGGGACAGCAAAACUGGUGGUGACAACAAUAAUGGAUGGGGCUCGAACGACAAUACUGGAGCAGCGGCUGGGGACGCAUGGGGCUCCAACGACCAAACUGGAGCGGCUGCUGGCGACGCAUGGGGCUCGAACAACAAUAACGGAGGAGGCAAUGGUGCCGCCGGCGACGCGUGGAACACCGAGAAAAACAAUUCCAACAACAAAAAGGAUACUGGAUGGAGCAACGCCGUCGACGCUUGGGGAGCCCCUGCUACCAAAUCAGCUUCCAAACCCGCCUCAAAGGCCGGCUCCGCCAAGCACUCCAGCAAGCACUCCGUCAAAGCACCGUCUCAGUCGAACUCCAAGAAAGUCUUUGGCUCCAAGCAUGGUUCGGUCGCCGGCUCUGUGCAUCCAUCCCAGAAUCACAGCAACGGCCGGUCUAUCGAGAUCAAGGUCUCGCCGGACGACACCUUCUCACAGCAAGACUUGAGGCUGAUUGCGAGGAUCCUGCAGCAAGAUUGCGCGAUGGUGUGGGAUCGGGUCGCGUGGAGAUUCAAGGACAAGACGGGCAGGAAUCUGCAUCCGGAUGUGUUCGAGAAGAAAAUCACUGGGAGGGUGGAGAAGAGGAGGGGCUCGUGA
This is a messenger RNA of Trematosphaeria pertusa, 2109 nucleotides long. RefSeq lists its product as uncharacterized. Bases 481 to 2109 code for a protein of 542 amino acids. NCBI's taxonomy places the organism in Eukaryota, Fungi, Ascomycota, Dothideomycetes, Pleosporales, Trematosphaeriaceae. The transcript is spliced from 2 exons. The record is from RefSeq and is a predicted model, not a curated record.